GAUCAGUCUUUGUUAUGAGGGGGGGGGAAGUGUUUUUAGGCUCUGGUUUCGCCAUGUCCCCCUUUCCUUUCGCCCGAACUGAUUAUUGCUGUAUACCGCCUCCCAGUUUGUCCAUCGUCAUAUCCGGAUAUGUUGUGGCAAGUCGCCAUUUGUAAAUUCGCAUUGCAUCUCUGGUCGCGGUCAUUGCUAUCUUGUUGUUUUGAUUCAAGAAUCACUCGUUUCGCUCUUGCCUGGUUGCUGCGCGCCUUGGCAGAGUGCUCUUCGCAUUCUCUUGCUGCAAGCCGGCGAGAGUUUUAUGGUGCUGGCAAAGAGAGUUCGGAGGGUUGUGGGAUGAACCGGAUGGCUGCAGAGGAAGGUGCCUCUUCACCGUCAUCACAAGUUUAUUCGAGAUCGUGCUGCCCAAGCCUGUAUCGUCGCUCGAUUGCCAACCAAGACGAGGAAUAAUCGCACGGCUGGUCCUCUGCAGCCCACAGACCAGCUGGGCCUCAGGCCCGUGGUGGCUGAUAGGUUGGAACGUGAC
This is a messenger RNA of Polychytrium aggregatum, 520 nucleotides long. RefSeq lists its product as uncharacterized. Lineage: Eukaryota; Fungi; Chytridiomycota; Chytridiomycetes; Polychytriales. The transcript has a single exon. The record is from RefSeq and is a predicted model, not a curated record. The coding region runs from base 130 to 444 and encodes 104 amino acids.